AUGCCUCCCAAGGCUGACACCGAAAGCCUCUUCACAAGCGAGGCUUUUGCUGCCCAGUACAAAUCUGCCGAGCAAUUUACCGGUACAUUUGGCCACUCACUCAUUGAACAGAGCAAGCUAGUUUAUGAUGCAAAGGCUAGACCAAGUCAUCCUCUCGUUGUUCUCGACAAUGCCUGUGGCACAGGCAUCAUUUCCUGUCUUCUGAAUGAAAAGUUGGAUAUUUCUAUCAAACAGAACUGGAAACUGACCUGUGGAGAUAUCUCGAAGCCACUACUUGAAUACACUGCCCGUCGUAUGAAAGAGGAAGGCUGGCAGAAUGCUGAGACAAAGGUCGUGAAUGCGCAAGAGACUGGCCUUCCUAGUGAUCACUUCACUCAUGUGUUUUCUGCUUUCGUUCUCAUGGCGAUUCCCAAACCCUUCGAUGCUCUUGAUGAAACUGUUCGAAUCUUGCAGCCUGGGGGAACGACCGCCUUCUCGACCUGGAUAGAGCCCGGUUGGGUUCCAAUCGCACGCAAAGCAGUUGCAACUAUACCCGGAAAUUUGCCAUUUCCAACGACGCAAGAAUUUCUCAACAACACAGGCGAUGGAGAAUGGAACUCGGUUCCCUGGAUCGAGUUCCAACUCAAAGAGCGUGGGCUAGAGGACAUCAAUGUCCACGAAGAAUCGAGGAACAUUGGCGUGCCGUCGUCCCGCUUUACGGAUAUCACCAUUAUGAUGGUGGGCCUAAUCGUCAAAUCGUUCUGGACGGAGGAGCAACGCGAGGCAAAUGCCGACAAAGUUCGUCCAGCAUUGGAGAAGUAUGUAUUAGAUACUUACGGCGAGAAUGGGGAUGUUGAGACGAAGUGGAUUGCUAUUAUCUCUACUGCACGCAAGCCUCAGUAG
Molecule: messenger RNA, 882 nt
Organism: Penicillium nucicola
Lineage: Eukaryota; Fungi; Ascomycota; Eurotiomycetes; Eurotiales; Aspergillaceae
Gene: gtmA
Product: gliotoxin thiomethyltransferase
Exons: 4
Coding region: 1-882 (293 amino acids)
Source: RefSeq, a predicted model, not a curated record